ACUUAAAAUUGACUGUCGAUACUUUUACUGUCAAUUAGUUUAAUAUUUUGAAUUGAAAUGGUGAUUUUGAACUUGAAUGAAUUCUGAGGUUGAAAGUCAGAAAAAAAUUCACGGGCCAUCUAACCGCUACAUUUAGCAUCAAAACUAACUAAGUGCCAAGUUUUUUCUGUCCAAUACGGGUGCCAGAACGAAGUGGGCUUCUCGUACAUUUCCUCGUCUUCGGUGAUCAGAUACCUCUCAUAUUCAAGGGCUGUUUGGGUACACUGUGACAGUAUAAUGGCGGAUGACGUUAGAAGAGGCGGAGAAGAUGAAGACCGUGGCCCAGGUGCUUCAUAUCAAGUAUUUGAAGUGAUGUCAGAUUUGCUGGAUAAGCUGAAAUUGUUAAAUUUUGAGGAAAAUUUCAUGAGGCCAAACAACAUGAAACCUCUAACAAGACAUUAUUUUGCGGUCCCUACAAAUCCUGGUGAACAGUUUCAUGCAUUCACUUCAAUUUCUGCCUGGCUUCUUAACAUCAUUGGUCGUCCAUUUGACAUGCCACAAGAAUUUGAUGAUCCCAAUGCUACUAUAUCAAGUAUAUUGGAAGAAGUAAAACGAAUGGGAGUCGCGAUUGAUUUUCCACCAUCCAAGUUGAAGCAAGGAUGUGGAGAAUAUGUUUGUUAUAUCCUUGAUCGUUUGACUGAAGAAGCAUUGAGGUCAAGUAAUUUCCAGUGGGGAAGCCCAUCUUACCCAGAGGAAGCUCAGGAAGAAGAAGUUAUACAAGAAGAGGAUGCUGCUGAAUUGAAAUUGGAUAAACUAGAAGAUGAAAUGGCUACAAUGGGUGGUGAUGAUGCAUCAGAUGAAGAAGAAGACACGCACUUUAUGGACUUAAAAGUUGCCAACAAGAAUGAUAACAAACAAGUGGAUAUCUUACAAUCUACCACAAAUGCAGAUGAGUGGAAACUGGAAGUGGAAAGGGUUACACCUUCUUUAAAAGUAACAAUCAGAACAGACAACAAGGAUUGGAGAACUCACGUUGAUCAAAUGCAUCAUCAUAAAGUUGGGAUUGAAUCAUCUUUAAUAGAGACAAAGUCUCAUCUUGACAAGCUUCACGAUGAAAUUGGAAGAACACUCGAAAAAAUUUCAAGCCGUGAAAAAUAUAUUAACAAUCAACUGGAACAUUUAGUCCAACAAUACAGGACCGCACAGGAUCAACUUGCUCAGACGAAAGAGAAAUACAGACAAGGGAGUGGAGGAGUGACUCAACAUUCCAGAACAUUAGCGGAAGUUACAGAGGAGUUGGAAAAAGUUAAACAUGAGAUGGAAGAUAGAGGAAGCAGCAUGACCGAUGGAGCUCCACUUGUCCGUAUCAAGCAAUCACUCAAUAGAUUGAAAACGGAAUCUACACAAAUGGAUAUAAGAAUCGGAGUAAUUGAACAUAUUUUAAUGCAGGCUCGGAUGAGAGACAAAACUAUAAUGCACAGCAACAUGAAUCAACCAGAUGGUUCUGCAGAGUAUAAUUCAUUCGGAAAAAUGUAUUAAAUGCUGCUACAACAUUGUAUAUUAUUAUUUAUUUCAUUGCAUGAUUUAUUUUUCUAGAAAUAAGUAAUAAAAGUGUAUUUAACAGUACUGUGUAAAAGUGCAAUAAUCGAAAUAAGCUUCAAUAUGAGACAGGACAAGUUAAUUACUCUUGGGUGUCAGGUAAAAAAAGUCCAUAGAAAAUCCUAGGGCCAAGGCACUUCUGUAAUAUUCAGUCUCGUUAACUAUAAAUAACAUGUUGUUGCUGAGUGUAGUGAAAGUCUGUAACAAACAAAUAUUGUAGUACCGUAUAACAUAUUGCAACAGAAAUAGAAAACAUACUAUGCUACUUGCAACUAU
Molecule: messenger RNA, 1854 nt
Organism: Styela clava
Lineage: Eukaryota; Metazoa; Chordata; Ascidiacea; Stolidobranchia; Styelidae
Product: intraflagellar transport protein 57 homolog
Biological process (GO): intraciliary transport; non-motile cilium assembly
Cellular component (GO): intraciliary transport particle B; microtubule organizing center; cilium
Source: RefSeq, a predicted model, not a curated record